Acaulospora morrowiae is the source of this 264-nucleotide messenger RNA. The record is from the annotation of a GenBank genome assembly. NCBI's taxonomy places the organism in Eukaryota, Fungi, Glomeromycota, Glomeromycetes, Diversisporales, Acaulosporaceae.
GCGGUUGCAAAUGAAGGCGAACUCCUCAUAGUUCGUUGCGUGUAUCGAAACCGAAGAGAUGUGAGUGUGCGCGUAAUCUUAGCAUCUUUAGUAGUUGGGGACUUCAUCCCUUACACAAUAAAAAAUCGGAUGGAUGUGAAGCAAAAAAAUCAAGAUAAAUGUACAUUGACUGUCGACCAUAAUUCUAAACCACCCACUUUCCCGCCUUCACCGGAAAUGCAAGAUUCCACGAGUUCCAUUGCAAUAUUCACCAAUCAUUGGUGA